Plasmodium gallinaceum is the source of this 2172-nucleotide messenger RNA. Its product is annotated as DEAD/DEAH box ATP-dependent RNA helicase, putative. The transcript has a single exon. The record is from RefSeq and is a predicted model, not a curated record. Bases 1 to 2172 code for a protein of 723 amino acids. NCBI's taxonomy places the organism in Eukaryota, Apicomplexa, Aconoidasida, Haemosporida, Plasmodiidae. Gene Ontology annotation, molecular function: ATP binding; nucleic acid binding.
AUGAAAAGAGAAUUAAAUAACGAAAAAUCAAAUAAAACUUUUAAUAUAAAAAAUAAGAAAAGCAAUAUUGAAGAAAAUUUAAGCAGAAAAAAAUAUAAUAGAAUGAAUGUAGAAUAUACUAAUAAAAAGACUCAAGAAGAAAAGGUUAUUCAUAAAAAAAACAAAGAAAUAAAUGUAGAUUUACUAUGUAAUAUAGAGAAAAAGGAAAUAAAAAAGAUAAAAAGAAAUAACAAUGAAAUAAAUAAAAAGUCUUUAAAAGAUAAAAAAAGUAAUUUCAAAAAGAAAAUAAAAGAAAUAAACAAUGAAAAAUCUAUUAAAAAUAACGAAGAUAGUUUAAAAAAUACUAACAUUGAUGAUAAUAAUAAAAAUAAUAUAAUAGAUAAAAAUUCAUUGUGGAGUGAUUUAUAUAUAUCAAGGCCAUUUUUAAAAGUAUUAUAUGAAUUAAAAUUUAACAAUCCAACUUUUAUCCAAAAAGAUGUUAUACCAUUAGCAUUAGAAGGAAAAAGUAUUUUAGCUAAUUCUGAAACAGGAUCAGGAAAAACUUUAGCCUUUGUAUUGCCAAUAUUAGAAAGAUUAUUACAUAGCGCAAAUGUAAAAAUGAGAAAAAAUAAUCCAAAAAGUUUAUCUGUAACAAAAAGUUUAAUACUAUUACCAACAAGAGAACUUGCAUUGCAAUGCUAUGAUGUUAUUAGAUCAUUAACGAAAUAUGUUUUAAUUACCUACUCUCUUUUUUGUGGAGGAAUAGAUAUAAAACAACAAGAAUAUGAAUAUAAGAAAAAAAAGGAUAUAUUUAUAUGUACACCUGGUAGGAUUCUAGAUUUAUUACUAAAUUCUUCAAGUGAUUUUAUUAAUUUUUUGGAAAUUGUUGUUUUUGAUGAAGCUGAUAAGUUAUUAGAAUUGGGAUUUAAGGAAGAAUGUUUAAAAAUAUUAGAUGUAUGUAAAUAUAAAAAACAAAUUUUAUUUUUUUCAGCGACACUAACAAAUGAUAUAAAAGAAUUAGUAAACUUUUCUUUAAAAAAUCCUAUUUUUAUUCAAAGUGGUGAAAAUUGUGAAAUAGAUAAGAAAUUUACAAAAGGUGAUAAAAUUUUAAAAACUUUUAAAAUAUCUGAAAACUUAAAUCAAGAAUUUGUAAAUAUUGUUCAAGAAAAAUACAGAAAAGCUGCCUUAUUAUAUUUGUGUAGUAACAUUUAUAAAAAUCAUGCUAUAAUUUUUUUUAAAACUAAAAGGGAAACUCAUUUAAUGCAUACAAUAUUCAAGUUGCUUAAUUUUAAAUGUGCAGAAUUGCAUGGAUCAUUAACUCAAAAAAAAAGAAUAGAAUCCAUUUUAAUGUUUAAGAAAAAAGAAGUUAAUUUUUUAUUAACUACAGAAUUAGCAUCAAGAGGAUUAGAUAUUGACCAUGUUCUCUAUGUUAUUAAUUACAACAUACCUUCUAAUGUUGUUAAGUAUGUUCAUAGAAUAGGUAGGACAGCAAGAAUUGGAAAGAAAGGAACUGCCAGUACUUUAUACUUACUUAAAGAAAAAAUUCACGUUAAGAAAAUAAUUAAAGGAUUGAAAAAAAACAAAAAUUUAAAAAUUUUUAAGAGGAAUAUUGCUAAAGAUAAUAUUUUGCAUUGGUAUAAUAUUCUUAAAAAAAAUAAAGAGAAAAUAAAGGAAAUAAUAGAACAAGAAAAGACAGAAAAGGAAAUAGAAAAAUCUAAAAAAUCAAUAGAAAAAAUAAAAAAUCUUAUAACAUAUAAGGAUGAAAUAUUAAAUAGACCUCCUAGAACAUGGUUUUUAACAAAAAAAGAAAAAAUAGACUUGAAAAAAUCUACAAAAAAAAACAAUGAGUUAAAUGAUUUAGUUAAUGGAAAAAAAAAAUUACCAUUAAAUGAAAAUGACAAUAAUUCGAAAAAUAAUAGGAAGGUAUGUAAAUUAGAAAAAAAUAAAAAAAUAAAAAAUAAUAAUGAGGAAAAAAAAAAAUUAAAAAGUUAUCAAGCAAUUAUAAAAGACUUAAAAUUAAAUAUUCUUCAUAAUAAAAAUAAUUCUUCUAAGAAUAUUUUAAAGAAUAAUAAAAAUGAAGUAUUUAAAAAAAAUUAUAUGAACAUAAGAAAAAACUCUAAAAGGGUAAAAAAAUUGGAAAAGAAUAAUAAAAAUUUUAAUAAAUAUUCAAAAAAGAAAAAUAAAAAAAAUUAA